AUGGCGAGCCUCAACACAGAUGUAGAUUUCAGUGAGAGUCGCGCGAUACAGAUCAAUGUCGUCGGGUGGGUGUGUACGGGUAUCGCAAUUGCGACGACUUCUCUCAAGAUCUUUACCCGGAUAGAGAUAGUCAAGCAGCCCGGCUGGGACGAUGUGUUUAUUUUCUUUUCGCUGGCCCUCAGCAUCAUCGCGACGGCGCUAGUAUCAUACUCGGUGACCCUUGGUCUAGGUCGACACACAGCAGCAGUGAUUGCCGAACAUGGCAUUGAAGGAACAAUCAUGACAGCCAAAUGGCAGAUUAUAGCGUUCCGCGCCUUUAGUUUCCCAAACAUCUCAAUCGCAAUCCUCGUCAGCAAUCUGCUCGACCCAAAUCCUCCCCGCACUUACGCCCUCUACGCCAUGUCCAUCGUCCAAGUUAUCUUCGCCAUGGUAUCCGUCUUCGUCGUAUUUCUGCAAUGCUCGCCGAUGGAAAAGCUGUGGGAUGCCUCUCUCCCGGGUACGUGCUGGGAUCCGUCCGUUUUCAACGACUAUUCGUACUUGCUUAGUGCGUAUACGACCAUGACGGAUAUUGUGUUGGCGAUUAUGCCCAUCAGCGCGUUUUGGAAUCUACAGAUGCGAUUUCCGAAGAAAUUGAGCGUGUGCAUUAUGAUGGGGUUGACGUUGCUCUCUGCGAUCGUUACUAUUGUCAAGGCGACGUAUUUGCAUUUAUUUACGGAUAAGACGGAUCCUCUCUGGAACGUCGUAACGUUAGUGAACUGGGGCCUCAUCGAACAAAACGUCGUCAUAGUCGCCGCCUGCAUUCCAACCCUACGCCCUUUCUUCCGCAAAACCUUCCAAACUAAGGACGCCUCCACCUCCUCUGGCUCCGGCUCGCUUUCUGCGUUUGGUCUCCAAUUCACUUCCAACCCUAAACCCGUCGGCUGCAAGCAUCUCCCCUCCGUAUCGGAACUGCCGCUCAACGAGCAAGAAGCCUACGAUGCGGAGAGCAACGAAGAUCACCGGGCCAUUUGGCGGACAAAAGAGGUCAAGGUGGAGAGUGAGACUGAGGACGGUGAUGAAGGGAGUAUAUUUGGGAAAUAUAGGAACGGUACGCGAGUGUCGCGAGUUGUAUGA
Messenger RNA from Aspergillus ruber CBS 135680, 1113 nucleotides. RefSeq lists its product as uncharacterized. The coding region runs from base 1 to 1113 and encodes 370 amino acids. Lineage: Eukaryota; Fungi; Ascomycota; Eurotiomycetes; Eurotiales; Aspergillaceae. The record is from RefSeq and is a predicted model, not a curated record. The transcript has 5 exons.